This is a messenger RNA of Nomia melanderi (Alkali bee), 1691 nucleotides long. RefSeq names its product hyaluronidase. The record is from RefSeq and is a predicted model, not a curated record. Gene Ontology annotation, molecular function: hyalurononglucosaminidase activity. Gene Ontology annotation, biological process: carbohydrate metabolic process; hyaluronan catabolic process; defense response. Lineage: Eukaryota; Metazoa; Arthropoda; Insecta; Hymenoptera; Halictidae.
CGCUCUGUUGUGCCAUCGUCGUCCGCGUGGUAUCCGCGAAGGAACUUCGUUCACCCGGGGGGUCAUCGCGGAAUCAUUCCGGUCCUGGCCGCCGGAUCGAUAAUCAUCUUCGUUCGCCUUGCACGCGUGUUACGGACGUAUCAAACCCAGUCAUCGAUGGACACUGUGCGUCAAGGUUCAUGUUCCUAUGGCCGAAGAAUGUCGCUGACAGCGUUGUUCCUGCUGGGCCCCGCGCUCGCCAACGGAUUUCUAUUCGGCUUCCGACCGGUCACGCCGAAGGACGAGGACAGGCGUUUCAACGUGUACUGGAACGUGCCCACAUUCAUGUGCCACAAGUACGGCAUGCGUUUCGAGGAGGUGUCCGAGGUGUACGGGAUCCUUCAGAACAAGAUGGACGAGUUCCGGGGGGACAAGAUCGCGAUCCUCUACGACCCGGGGAUGUUCCCAGCGUUGCUGAAGGAUUCGGACGGACGGGUCGUGCCGAGGAACGGCGGCGUCCCGCAGGAGGGCAACCUCACCAAGCAUCUGGAGAUCUUUCGGAAGCACUUAACCGAGCAGAUACCCGACGAGUCGUUUAACGGCGUCGGCGUGAUCGAUUUUGAAAGUUGGCGACCGAUCUUCAGGCAGAACUGGGCUUCCCUUCAGCCGUAUAAGGACUUCUCCAUUGAGUUGGCGCGGAAACAGCACCCGUUCUGGAGCAGCCGGGCGGUGGAGCAGGAAGCGAGGCGCAGCUUCGAGAAGUACGGGAAACUUUUCAUGGAGGAAACAUUGAGGGCUGCCAAGGAGAUUAGACCGUCCGCCAGCUGGGGCUACUACGCUUAUCCCUACUGCUACAAUCUGACACCGAACCAGCCCAGCUCGCAAUGCGAUAGGUCGACCGUGCUGGAGAACGAUAAAAUGUCAUGGCUGUUCGAGCCGGAGGAUGUUCUUCUGCCGUCGGUCUAUCUGCGGCUCAGUCUGUCCAGCGGCGACAGAGUGGGCCUGGUUGGUGGCAGGGUGAAAGAGGCCCUCCGUAUAGCCAGACAGUCGACGCCCCGGAAAAAGAUCCUCCCCUAUUACUGGUACAAGUACCAGGAUCACAGGGACACCUAUUUGAAUAAGGCUGAUCUCGAGGCGACUCUCCGGAAGAUCUCGGAUCUCGGCGCGGACGGGCUCAUCAUUUGGGGAAGUUCUAACGACGUCAACACCAACGAUAGGUGCCUGCAGUUCAGGGAAUACCUGAACAACGAGCUGGGCCCGGCCGUCAGUCGCGUCAGGCAAACCGCGCUCGGCUACAUCCACAACGUCGCCGGUCUCGCGAACAAUCAGACGAACGUCAGCGUCGAUCAAGUAUGAUUCGCGUGAUGUUGUUUCGAGCGGCCGGACGUUCGAAGAGUGGCACGAAGUUCCCCGCGAACUUUGAUCCUUGUAAUAUAUUCGAGCCAGCGACUCCGACAUUAGAGGCCACUCUCCGAAGGUGUCACGCGAAAUCGUGAUCGCGCGCGCCCGAUCGGUUAACACAGUGAUGAACCGUUCGGGGAGGUCCUAACCGCUUUGCGUGUAUAAUUUACCAUGUUACCCGUGACGCGCGCGCGUCGGAGACGGUCGACCUUCGACGGCGAAAGACAUAGUACAUCGCUGGAGCCAAAGACGAAACCGCGCGAGACGUCAGCGACGGUGGAAAUAAAUUCCCUGGGGAGCUAACUCGUCUU